Messenger RNA from Sorghum bicolor (sorghum), 1457 nucleotides. RefSeq names its product probable enoyl-CoA hydratase 2, mitochondrial. Gene Ontology annotation, biological process: fatty acid beta-oxidation. Gene Ontology annotation, molecular function: enoyl-CoA hydratase activity. The coding region runs from base 72 to 989 and encodes 305 amino acids. The record is from RefSeq and is a predicted model, not a curated record. Lineage: Eukaryota; Viridiplantae; Streptophyta; Magnoliopsida; Poales; Poaceae. The transcript is spliced from 8 exons. Gene Ontology annotation, cellular component: mitochondrion.
CCGACUACUUUGCCCACAGGCGUCCUAGGCUCCUAGCAGCGGCACCAAGCUCAUUCCCCCGACUGUCCCCAAUGCGCAGUCCGCGAGGCCUCCUCGCCGCCUCCGGCUACCUUGCGGGCCGCCAUGCUCCGUCGACCUCCGUAUCCACCACUGGCCACCACUCCCUAUUCGCCCGCACCUUCCAAAUCCUAGCCCAGUCGGAGCCCGUCCGCCUCCAGAAGCUCCCGGCACCCAACUCCGGGAUCUUAGAGCUGAGGCUGGACCGGCCGGAGGUCAAGAACGCCAUUAAUUGGGAUUUGAUGAGGAGGCUGCGGAGCGCCAUAGAGAAGAUUCAGACCGACACGACGGCGAAGGUCGUCCUUGUUGCGAGCUCCGUGCCGGGGGCUUUCUGUGCAGGCGCCGAUCUCAAGGAAAGGAGGCUAAUGAAAUCUUCUGACGUUGGGGAGUAUGCUAGAUCCUUGAGAUCUACAUUUUCGUCUUUUGAGGCACUCCCUAUUCCAACAAUUGCUGUCAUUGAAGGAGCUGCCCUUGGUGGUGGGCUAGAACUGGCUUUGGCAUGCGACCUCCGAAUAUGCGGGGAAUAUGCAGAACUUGGACUGCCAGAAACAGGCCUUGCUAUUAUACCUGGAGCUGGAGGUACACAACGCCUUCCAAGGAUCGUAGGGAGAUCCAGAGCAAAGGAACUGAUAUUCACUGGCCGCAAAUGUGGCGCAGCUGAAGCUGUAAUGAUGGGAUUAGCAAACUAUUGUGUUCCAGCAGGAGAGGCUUACCAGAAGGCUCUUGACAUUGCCUGUGAGAUAACUCAGAAGGGUCCCUUGGGGAUAAGGAUGGCAAAGAAGGCUAUCAAUGAGGGGACAGAGGUGGCCGACAUGUCCUCAGCGCUGGCUAUCGAAGGGGAGUGCUACGAGCAGCUGCUGCACACGCAGGAUCGCCUUGAGGCCCUGGCUGCAUUCGCCGAGAAGAGGAAGCCUGUGUACACAGGAAAGUAGUAUCAGAAACAGAAUGGAUGGUAAUCGUCCUGAGAGUCUGCUACAACUACAAGGAGUGACUUGAGCGAGCCGUGUUUUAAGGAAUGGGUGUGCACUGGGCCUUGGAAUCGGUACAGAAGAGUGAAGAGACCCAACAGGCAAUGUUUUCAGCUCAGACAGGCCGGGCUGCAUGGGCUGGGAUAACACGGUUCGCGUCACGCUAAAGCCCGCGCCUGCGCCUGCGCGGUGGUUGGACCGGGUGGUCAGCUAGCGGUUCCUGCUAGUGCUAGGACGGCACGGCGCUGCUGCUCCGGUUUUCCGCAACGAGGGCAGGGGAAUUUUUUUUAUUUUUAGCCUAAAUUUAAAACAUAUUUCAAAUUUGAUCCGCUUUUGAAAGUAUUUUCAAAACUAGGCCGUUUGGACCCGCCACCAUGUAUGGCGUGGCAAAUGCACAGAACCCCGCCAUGCAUGGCGGCGGGUACUACUGCU